AUGAUCAUCCCUUUCCGGCCACUCCGCCACACUUGGAGCGUUUUGCUGCUCCCUUCUCUCCCUUUCCCAUUCCGGCCGCUGCACUCUGCCGUAGAUUCUAGGCCCUUCUCCCCGUCGAGGUGCUAUCCCGUCGCCUCCCCGCCGCGAUCCUUUGUCGCCAUGGCCGAAUCGGAUGCCUUUGUCAAGGGUGCCGUCCACCCCAACGGCCUCGCUGUUAUCACGCUCGAUCGCCCCAGGGCCCUCAAUGCCAUGAAUGUGGAUAUGGAUAGAAAAUACACAGACUUCCUUGAUCAGUGGGCAGUCGAUUCUAAUGUCAAAUGCGUUUUGGUUGAAGGCAGCACCUCUCGAGCAUUUUCAGCAGGGAUGGACAUUAAGGGUGUUGCUGCUGAAAUUCAGAAGGACAAAAGUGGAGAUGUCAAGUUCCUCACUACCAGAUGCACUAAAUCAGAAAUUUAUGAGGUGUUUGCUGCAGAAUAUUCUCUCAUAUGUAAAAUUGCUGGAUACAAAAAGCCUUAUAUAUCUUUUAUGGAUGGUGUGACAAUGGGAUUUGGAAUUGGUCUUUCUGGUCAUGGCCAAUACCGAGUUGUCACAGAGAAAACUCUUCUUGCAAUGCCAGAAAAUGGAAUUGGUUUGUUUCCUGAUGUGGGGUUUUCAUAUAUAGCAGCUAAAAGUCCAGGAGAAGGAGCAGUAGGUGCUUAUCUUGGACUGACUGGAAAGAGGGUUUCAACUCCUGCUGAUGCUCUGUUUGUGGGUCUGGGAACUCAUUAUGUCCCUUCUGGAAGCUUGGAGUCACUAAAGGGAGCCCUUCUUGGAACAAGCUUUUCUGAUGAUCCCCACAAGGAGGUGCAGGCAUUGUUGGCUGAAUAUAGCAAGAAGCCUGAAUCUGACGCUCAACUACAAGUUCUUCUUCCACAGAUAGCUUCUACUUUUGGGUCUCAUAAACCAGUGACAGAAAUAGUGCAAGAGUUGAAGCAGCACGAACUUGGUGAUGAUGUGAAAGUUGCAGACUGGGCUAAAGAAGCACUUGCUGGAUUGAGCAAAGGUGCUCCUUUUUCUCUUUGCUUGACAGAGAGAUACUUUUCCAAGGUGGCAUCUGCAAAAGGGAUCGCCGGACAUCAUCUUUCUACAUUAACGGGUGUUAUGAAGACUGAAUAUCGGAUCGCUCUGAGGAGUGCUGUGAGGGAUGAUUUUACUGAAGGUGUUCGAGCAGUCCUUGUGGACAAAGACCAGAACCCAAAAUGGAAACCUUCUGCAUUGGAUGAUGUUGACAUCAGCGAAGUGGAUUUUCUUUUUGAGCCAUUAUCUGGCAUUAACGAAUUAGAUGUAUGAUCUUUAUUGUUUCAUGUAAUAAUUGUUAAUAAGCUUGCGGACGGCUUGGACAUAUAGUACAAUAAUAUUCAUGUAAAAGGUUACU
Molecule: messenger RNA, 1414 nt
Organism: Nymphaea colorata (pocket water lily)
Lineage: Eukaryota; Viridiplantae; Streptophyta; Magnoliopsida; Nymphaeales; Nymphaeaceae
Product: 3-hydroxyisobutyryl-CoA hydrolase-like protein 4, mitochondrial
Exons: 11
Coding region: 1-1329 (442 amino acids)
Biological process (GO): L-valine catabolic process
Cellular component (GO): cytosol
Molecular function (GO): 3-hydroxyisobutyryl-CoA hydrolase activity
Source: RefSeq, a predicted model, not a curated record